GAGAUCUGACACUAUCGUAGGCGCUUUGGGGGGGGAUAGGGUUCUUCGCUAUCUCUCCAGAGUCGUAUAGGGGAACGAAAUGGAGAUCGUUCGGUCACAGAGGAAAGCUCUCCACUACGAUGCCGUAUCGACCCUCCCUCUCUACCGCUCCGCUCCACCGCUCGAAGUCAGACUCGAGGAUUUCGAGCUCUUUGCCAUGGAUCGCCUCCGCGUUCUUAAAGGGAUUUCUGAUGCUUUGUCCCGUGGAAAGAAGCCGGAAGAAAUGGGACAAGUGGUACGCGAUCUAUGGAAAGCAAAUAUGAGGCAUCCGGAGGCAUCUGAGGUUGUCAACAAGGAUAUUAUAUCCCACUUUGUUCUCCGUCUCGCGUAUUGCAGAACGGAGGACUUGAGAAAAUGGUUUCUUUCCAUGGAGACUGCCCUAUUUCGUUACCGUUUUCGGUUUGAAAGCGCUGAAGCUCAGAGAGCACUGAUGGCUGAAUUUGACCUUCCAUACAAAGCAGUUAGCAACGCAGAAUUUGAGAGUACGAAGGACAAAUUGAGCCAAGUUGCACGUUCCAUCGGUCUGCCGUUAUCAACUGCUGAUGCGGUAUUCUACAAGGUACCGUUUGAAGAAGUUCCAGAACUUGUAGCUGGUCGUAGAGUUUUUGUCCAUAAAGGGCAUGCAUACGUUGCCAUGAAUCAGGUGGUUUCCCUUGUUGCCACACAAUUCCGUAGUCAUCUAUCAAAGGCACUCAUUCUCACAAACAGAAAGUGGACAUCUACCAUCAGAGAACAAGAGAGCAAUCGGUUGGCUCCCAUUGUAGAAGCCCUAUGCACAAGCUACUUGGGUCCUGACUAUUCUGAGCCAAGAGAACUGGGUGAUAUAUCCAUAAAAGAGAUUGACCAAAUAGCUCAGAGUUCAUUUCCUCUAUGCAUGCGCCACCUGUUUGAAAAGCUAAGAGAGGAUCAUCACUUAAAGCAUGGAGGAAGGAUGCAGUUCGGCCUCUUUCUCAAGGGUAUUGGAUUAAAGCUGGAUGAUGCCCUUGCGUUUUGGAAAGCUGAGUUCUCCCAAAAGGUUGGUGCUGAAAGAUUUGACAAAGAAUAUGCAUACAGCAUUCGCCAUAAUUAUGGGAGAGAAGGGAAGAGAACCGAUUAUACUCCUUAUUCUUGUCAAAAGAUCAUCUCUUCAUCUCCCGGUGUAGGAGAUCAUCAUGGGUGCCCCUAUCGACAUUUCAGUGAAGAGAAUCUAAGAGCUGCCCUUGGUAAAAUGAGAUUAAAUAACAGGGCAGUUGAAGAUGUAAUGGACAAAGUGCGAAGUAGACAUUAUCAGUUGGCAUGCACCUUGACCUUUGAAGCUAUACAUGGUACAUCAUGUGAUGCUGGGAUUAACCAUCCAAAUCAAUACUUCACUGACAGCCAAAAGAACCUGCAAUCAAAGAACCAGUCUACAGUGCAAGAGAAUUUUCAGGCACACUUGUGACUGAAAGAGAUGCAGCCAUCUCCAGUUCAGGUAAGCAUCUUGGAGGAUACAGUCAUUUAUAUGCUCAUGUCCGUAACAAAACUUGUUCUGUUGUAUUGAGUGUUUAUGUAUAUAUGUAGGUAGGUGUGACUUUCGUGGACAAUUAUACAAUGAGAAUUGAUUAAGAUCUGCAUGGCAGUAUGCAAUUUUGUUGCGGUUUCUAACAUAUGUUCUUGUACUCAUUUUAAUAUCAAUGGAAUCUUCUGGGUUUA
Messenger RNA from Juglans regia (Persian walnut), 1710 nucleotides. Its product is annotated as probable DNA primase large subunit. Gene Ontology annotation, biological process: DNA replication, synthesis of primer. The transcript is spliced from 20 exons. The coding region runs from base 80 to 1459 and encodes 459 amino acids. NCBI's taxonomy places the organism in Eukaryota, Viridiplantae, Streptophyta, Magnoliopsida, Fagales, Juglandaceae. Gene Ontology annotation, cellular component: alpha DNA polymerase:primase complex. The record is from RefSeq and is a predicted model, not a curated record.